Molecule: messenger RNA, 7176 nt
Organism: Cyprinodon tularosa
Lineage: Eukaryota; Metazoa; Chordata; Actinopteri; Cyprinodontiformes; Cyprinodontidae
Gene: dennd4c
Product: DENN/MADD domain containing 4C
Exons: 34
Coding region: 339-6059 (1906 amino acids)
Biological process (GO): regulation of Rab protein signal transduction
Cellular component (GO): cytoplasmic vesicle; ESCRT I complex
Molecular function (GO): protein binding
Source: RefSeq, a predicted model, not a curated record
GUCAGUUAAAGCGAGGACAAGCUGUGGCCGCUCCUCUUCUCUGGGCGGUUCCACACUCAAAGAGAGAGAGAGGCGUUAAGGACGAACCAUCUCCUACAAAACUAUCAGCUCAGACACAAAAACAUGGCGCCUACCUCCGCCAACAACUUCAGAUGAGAUCGCAAGAGAAGAAGUAGCCUGCAAAGUUUCAUAGAACAAGACCAAGCAGCGGUUUUUUUGCCCCCUCUCUGCGCGCAAAGUCCCUGUGAUAAACGGAAUACAUAACGCGGCGAAACACCAACUUGCCUUCAUGUCAACAUAGUCUCCUGUUGCAGUGGAAACAGCUGGUACACCCAGCCAUGAUCGAGGACAAGGGUCAUCGUGUGACCGACUACUUUGUGGUGGCGGGCCUGACCGACAAGUCCGCCCCCCUGGAGCAGGACCUGUCAGAAACCAAAUCCAGCGGGCCCAAAGCGCCUAUCACAGACCUGGCUGUUAUUAACAGGUCAGCGGGUGAAACGGUCCCUGAGGGCUUUACCUGUAUUGAGACCACCUACAGCGGCCAGCCGGCCAACCUCAACCAUGGCAGCCUUAAGAGUCCAGAGCUCUUCCUGUGCUACAAAAGGGGUCGAGGGAAACCUCCGCUCAUUGACAUUGGAGUUCUCUAUGAGGGUAAGGACCGUCUGAUCCAGGGCUGCGAGGUUAUUCAGGCCACACCUUAUGGCCGCUGUGCUAACGUCAACAACAGCUACGCCAACUCACAGCGUAUCUUCAUCACCUUCCGCCGAGCCCCUCCGGUACAGCCUCAGAAUUCCCUGGCAGUGACGGACAUCUGCGUGAUUAUCUCCAGUAAGGGGGAAACGCCACCGCAUACCUUCUGCAAAGUGGACAGGAACCUUAACGGUGGCAUGUGGGGCUCCAGCGUGUUCCUGUGCUACAAGAAAUCAGUAUCUGCGUCCAAUUCUAUAAGCUACAAAGCAGGUUUAAUCUUUCGUUACCCUGAAGAGGAUUAUGAGUCUUUUCCUCUGUCAGAGUCUGUUCCUCUCUUCUGUUUGCCCAUGGGCGCCAAGAUCGAAUGCUGGGCACCAAACACCCGUGACCCUCUGCCGGUCUUCUCCACGUUUAUUCUGACAAUCUCAUCUGGGGAAAAGGUAUACGGUUCUGCCAUCCAGUUCUACGAACCAUACUCUGCUGAUCUUCUGAGCGAGAAGCAGAAGAUCCAACUGGGUCUGCUCACCCCUGUAGAGAAGAAGACGAUCCCUGACCGCUCUGUGAACACCAACAAAUGCAUCUGUGUGCUCUCCCGGUGGCCCUUCUUUGAGUCGUUCCGCAAGUUUCUGAUGUUCAUCUACAAGCUCUCUGUCUCAGGCCCGAACCCACUGCCCAUUGAAAAGCACAUCUCGCACUUCAUGCACAACGUGUCGUUUCCUUCCCCUCAAAGACCCAGAAUCCUUGUCCAGCUCUCGGCACAUGACACUUUGAUACUCUCUCAGCCUGUGUGUACUCCUUUACCCCUCAGCGGGGCAGAUUACGGCACCCUGCUGAUGAAUCUAGGUGCUGAAAACUGCGCCACACUGCUGCACUUUAUCCUGCUGGAGAGCAAGAUCUUGCUGCACUCGCUGAGGCCUGCCGUGCUCACCGGAGUGGCGGAGGCUGUGGUAGCUAUGAUUUUCCCCUUCCAGUGGCAGUGUCCCUACAUCCCGCUGUGCCCGCUCUCUCUGGCAGGUGUCCUUAAUGCCCCGUGUCCAUUCAUUGUGGGUGUGGACUCCCGUUACUUUGAUCUGUACGACCCCCCACCAGAUGUUGUCUGUGUGGACCUGGACACCAACACCAUCUAUCUGUCGGAUGAGAAGAAACACAGCAACUGGAAGUACCUCCCAAAGAAACCCUGCAAGAGUCUGAUUAACUUGCUAAACAACUUGCACCACCAGCUGGCCAUAGUGGCAGUUCGCCAAACUCCACACGAAGACUCUGCUCUGGAUCUGACCCCCAUCGAUGCUGACUUCACGUGGCAAAAGAAGAAGAUGUCCCUGGAGAUGGAGACCCAGGAAGCCUUCCUUCGCUUCAUGGCCUCCAUCUUGAAGGGCUACCGCAACUACCUCAAACCCAUCACCCAGGCACCUUCUGCGAAGGCCACAGCUGCAGACUCCCUUUAUGACCUGCAAGGUUUCCUGAAAAGCAGAGACCGCACCCAUCAGAAGUUUUACUCCCAGCUCACAAAGACUCAGAUAUUUAUCCGUUUUAUCGAGGAGUGCACCUUUGUGAGCGACAAAGACACAGGCCUGGCCUUUUUCGAUGACUGUGUGGAGAAGCUUUUUCCCUCUGAUAAAAUCACCGACAAGGGUACCAAGGUCGAAGGAGACUCAUCUGAGGACACCAAGCUGCUGGAGCUGGAUGAGUCCCAGAAGAGCGAGCACACAGUAUUUGUGAUGCCUCCAGAACCUCCAGCUGACAACGGAUCGGAACCCGCUGUUUGGUACACCUAUAAGGGUUUCCCCAGGCUGCAGUUGAGUCUGUUUGAUCGACCCAGAGAGUUGCGUCCGGCGCUGAGCACCAGAGCAGCAGGGGCGAGUCUAUCCAGCAGUCCUGCGCUGCUGGCGAAGAGAACCAAGCAGGAGAUUAAGCAUGCCUACAAGCUGGCAAAGCGUUUCUACUCCAACCCUCCGCUGUGGGCGCGCUGCCUGUUUAGCCACUGCUACAGCAUGUGGUUCAUCUGCCUGCCUGCAGGCGUGCGGUUGGCCAAGUCUAAGAGCCGAGCAAUGCAGCAGGCGUACAACGUCCUGCUGAGGAUGAAGGCCACCGAGGUGGAGGUGCUGGAUGAGGUCUGUUACAGAGUGGUGAUGCAGCUCUGUGGUGUGUGGGGUCUCCCUGUUAUGGCUGUAAGAGUCCUGGUAGAGAUGAAAAAAGCUGGAGUUCAACCCAACGCCAUCACGUACGGAUACUAUAACAAGGCGGUCCUGGAGAGCCCUUGGCCCAGUCGAAACCGCAGCGGCCUCUUCAUGUGGACCAAGUUGCGUAACGUCGUCCGUGGGGUGGCCCAGUUCAAGCAAGUUCAAAAUCAGAGGUCAUCAAAGAAGAAAACACCUACGACAACGACCACAGCUGCAUCAGAAGAGUCAGUAGCUACAGAUGCUGAUAAUCUGAGUCAUGGUAGCGCUCACAGCUCCAGUGAAGUUAACGGCGAGGAGCCAAAUGAGGACACAGUAGAGGGCUGUAAUACAGGGCAGUCUGAUCAAGGAUACGGGUCUAAGGAUGAGUUACACCAGGAGCUGGCAGAGGCCUCGGCUGCAGGCGAGCUAUCCACUGAGCAGAGAAAUGCUGAUAAAAAUGACCUUGAUGGGGGCGACAUUGCGGGCUCAGUGGACAGUGCCGUAGCUGUAGCAGAGCCGCCCAGUCCUGUUGAUGUCCAUUCACCUGUCCCCAGUAUUGUGAGGCUCUCCACCGGAAGCUUUGAUGGCGGCAGGGAAACCAAAACGGGGAAGCUUUUCCGAAGUCUCAGUAAGACUGAGGACGUGUCUCUGCCUGAUCACAGCGACUCGAUGACACCUGUAAAAGCAGCCCACCAGUCUCAGCAUCAGCGACAGAAAGCCUUCUCAGAGCGCAGCUGCAGCUUCAGUGCUGAAACCCGUGCUGGGAUGCUCUUGGAAAAAGGCGUGGACCACAUGGCCAGCCAAAUGGGCGCAGACGCUCGUAUACUUACAGCGGCGCUAUCUGGAGCUCAGAGUCCACUGCCUCACGGGAAGUCCAAAGCACUUUUUGAGGAUGUAGAGGAGGAGCCUGGGGAAGACAAAAAGCCUUCAAGUGAGCAGGACCUUGGAGCGUCUGAGGAAACGAAAGGGGAGGAGAAACAGAUGGUUGCUGAAGUUAGGAAGGAGAAACGAGAGAGGAGGCAGACUGAAUCUCAGGACGAUGAGUCUGGAGUCCGAGGAGCUACGCUGGAGAGGGCCGACGUGGAGGCAGGGGCUGACCCUCUCUCCCUCCUGGUGUCAGAGAAAGAGGAGUCAGCUUCUGUUAGCAGUCAGGAUCCGCCGCGCUCCGUGCCUACCGUUGUAUCCCGCAACCUGGCCGAGGAAAUCGAAAUGUACAUGAGUCUGAAGAGCCCACUGGGAUCAAAGUCCUCCAGCAUGGAGCUGCAGAAGGCUCAGGGGGACUCCACCGACGGCCAAAAGCCUCUGGAACGGAGGGCCAGCCUUCCGGUGCCACCUGCCAAAAGUGCAAGCACUUCCCCAGUGGACACGCCCAAACGCAGCCCAAGCACGGUCACUCGCUCCAAGACUUUCGCAGUAAAGACAAAAACCUAUGUUAGCACCACGGAAAGCGCCACUCCCAAAUCCUCCACACUGACGGCAUUGGUCAAGUCCUCGCAGGCAGCAUCGCUGGGAUCCGUCAUCAACACCAUUUCAGGCAUCAAAAUGGACUCUUUGCUGUCCGGAGCCAAAAUCGACGUGCUUAAGUCGGGCAUGAAGCAAGCAGCGAAUGUGGGGAGUAAAAUGUGGGAGGCCAUGCAAUCAGCUUUUGCUUCUUCCGAUGAUGAGGAUGAAGAUCCUCAGGGUGCGGCCCGAUUCCCCGGACGUCUGGAUGAACACCUGCUGUCUGCACACGAUUUAGAGGAGAGUCCCGAGAAAAGAGCCGACCCUGGUUUGGUAGCUAAUGGUCUAAACCGGAGCAGCACCAGUCUGGGCAGCAGCAGUGGCAGCAGUGAUACGGGCAGAGGGACACAGCAGACCAAUGCAACUACAGGGCGUGUAGGCAGGGGUCCAGACUCUGAGCAAAACUCUUCACAUCACGCCUCCUCCUCCAGUAUCUACCAGAACUGUGCUCUGGAGGUGCUGAUGUCCAGCUGCUCCCAAUGCCGCUCCUGCGAGGCCCUGGUGUAUGAUGAGGAGAUAAUGGCAGGCUGGACAGCGGAUGACUCCAAUCUGAACACAAACUGUCCGUUUUGCCGAACAGCCUUCCUUCCCUUACUGCACAUAGAGUUUCAUGACCUCCGCACGAUGCCCGAUUUUUAUAUGAAUCCCAGUGCAUCAGGAGAAAGCAUUCACAGCAGCAGCACCCAGCCUACAGCUGGGAGCUUAGCUGAUAUAAAGACCCCAGAUGCCAUCAACUUCUCUGAGGAGGAGUCAAAGGAGAAUCCAGACUGUCGACCUGCAGCUCAUAAGAGCCUGAUUCCAAAGCCAGUCCAAUCAGAUCCUCUGGGUCUCUUGGAGGCAGCAGGGAAACAGGAGAGACCCAGUGGGACUUCACUGACACGCAGCAACAGCGUCGGAGGCCCUCUGCAGAGCCUGGACUACUCCCUAAGACCCGGACACGGUGUCUCCACCACCAGCCUGCCCUGCAGCCUGCAGGAAGUGUCGGAUGGCAUUGGCAAAAAACGUCCCAAUCCCAAACCGGUGUCUGUACCGUACCUCAGCCCUCUGGUCCUGCGCAAGGAGCUGGAGACCCUGUUGGAGAAUGAAGGAGACCAGGUCAUCUACACACACAAGUUCCUCAGUCAGCAUCCCAUAAUUUUCUGGAACCUGGUGUGGUAUUUCCGUCGCCUGGAUCUCCCGUCUCACCUCCCUGGCCUCAUCUUAACCUCUGAACACUGCAACAAUGGAGUACAGCUUCCUCUGACGUCACUGACUCAGGAUAGUAAGCAUGUCUUCGUCCAGCUGCUGUGGGAUAACAUCAACCUGCACCGAGAGCCUGAAGAACCCCUCUACCUCCUCUGGAGGACCUUCUUGGAGAAGAAGGGGACUUUGGGUCCAACAGAUCACCAGGAGAUCCGGACCCUCCUCAACACCAUUGUUCGAAACAUCCAGACCAACGACGUCUAUGGUCCGAUCAACCUGCUGCUACGGGAGAUCAAACGUCAUCCAGAAGGUGUUAAACGGCAGAGGAGUAUUUAUAGAGAAAUACUGUUUCUUUCACUGGUGGCCUUGGGGCGGGAGAACAUUGACAUAGAGGCCUUCGACAGGGAGUACCGGCAGGCCUACGACCAGCUGAGCCCAGAGCAGCUCAAGUCUCUGCACCGCAUGGACCGCCCGCCCAGCCCCAGCAUCCAGUGGUGUCUCAAAUGUUUCGGAGCCCCCUUCAUCUGAAAAUGGUCACAUCUUGUAGCGUUCUCACUGGUCUUUUGCAGCAGUCUGAAGAAAGAAACGCAGAAGAACACUGAACUUUUUAAACCUCUCCCAUUGCUAAACAUGGUACUUUAAAGCUGCUUUUUCUUGUGUACUCUUUCCAAUCUGUGGCUUUCACUUGGAAACGUUUCUGCCUCCUUGGUAAACGUGAGAAAUAUUCAUUACCCAGAAUGCUUUGUCUGCCCACUGCGGUCACUUCCUUUUGUAUUGUAACCUUCCCAAAUCUGAUCAGUGGGCUUUGUCCCAAAGGUACAGAACAACAGUUUUCUGUACGUGCACUUUCUUAAAACAGAGUUUCACCUCCUGUUUGUACAUAUUUAUCAUUCAAAAGAGAAAUCUGAAACCUGGGUUGCCUUUUUUUGUGUUCUUUCUAAGUCUUAAUGUAUGCUCGAGAUGUUCAGGUUCAGAUAUACAAGCUCAUGUCGUCAGUUUCAGUAACUGAAGCUUCGGACAAUCACUAAUUAUUAAUCACUAAAACAGAUUCACAACAUUCCAGUUUGCCCUGCAGUCAGAUCAUGUCUAAUACGAGCACUGAUCUCUGCAACAACACCUGAGAGCAGGAGGGCCACACUACUGAUUUGCAGCCAUUAAGAAACGAUGCAAACAAGCUAACACAAGGAAAGAUAAAUGGCACCGGUUUGCUUUUAUUAUCUACCCAUUUUUAACAGAAGGCUGCUGCCCUCGUUAUGCUAACAGGCCUUACAUGUACUUGAGCUAUUCUUGCUUUUUUCUUGCAUCAAAAAGCCUUCAAAUGUUUUUACAGAGAAAAAAUAUGGUGAACCUCACUAUUCAUAGCCCUUCAAGUUUUAACACUUUUGGACGAUGUAAAAGCCAGAGAUGCACCAAGUAGUCCAUAAUUGUGAAAUGAAAGGAAAUUCAAUUAUUUUUUUAGGACACGAGAAUCUUCUGAGGGUGUUUCUGCACCAGCUUUGCAUUUAGUAACUGUUUUUCCUUCUUCUUUGCUAAUAUUAGCUUAAAACUAAUCAGAUUGGAUGAAGAGCUGUAAUAGAAAUAAUGUUUCAAAUUUAUUUAAGUUUGGACUUUAUCUAGGCAGUUCUACCACAUAUGUAUACCCUGA